GACGCACAACACUGAAAAACUACCACAGAGCCAUGCAUUUGCUUUAAUAUGCAUUUAAUUUGUCAUAUAGUACUGAAAUAUGACAGAUCAGGACCACGUAAACACCACUCGACAUAAAUCCCUACGUGUCAUGUGGUGUGUGACAAAGCAUCACCCUAUACGGCGGUGACUAUACCAUAGUAUAUUUCAAGGGAAGUCCUGUAUUACGCUUACCUUUGACUCCACCCAUGGAGUCGUCAUAAAAUUGCUCAGGAGUUUCAGGGGUUUCUCAACUUCUCAUGACGGUGAAAGUCGCUCGGCGUCGGGGAGCGAAAACCAGGAGCGCAUUCCGCGAGCGAACUGACCGCGUCGAAACGAGUUUACCGGACACACCGCGACUCGAAACGCGAUGGCUGCUGUGAAAGCUCUUCAACAGUGGUGCAAGAUCCAGUGCGACGGAUAUCGUGAUGUUUCGAUCACCAACAUGACCACGUCUUUUCGGGACGGUUUGGCUUUCUGCGCUCUGAUUCACAAACACAGACCGGACUUGAUAGACUUCGACUCGCUGAGCAAAGAAAACAUUUAUGAGAACAAUCAGCUGGCUUUCCAGGUGGCGGAGAAUGAGUUGGGAAUACCAGCCCUGCUGGACGCCGAAGACAUGGUGGCUAUGAGAGUACCCGACCGGCUCAGUAUUCUCACCUACGUCUCGCAAUACUACAAUUAUUUCCAUGGACGCUCUCCAAUUGGGGGUAUGGCAGCGAUUAAAAGACCGGCUGAAGAAUCGAACGAAGAACCAUCUGGAAAGAAAAACCAGCCUGUCGCAGCUAAAGUUUUCGUCUCCCCUAAACCGGCCACAGAGGCUCAGAAGCCUAAAUCAUCAAUUGACAAUAAGAGAGAAGUUCUGGCAGAACGUGCCAACAAACAAGGGACCCUCAGCAGCUCCUGCAACGUGUGCAGCCAGCAUGUUCACCUCGUGCAGCGCCAUCUAGUGGAUGGGAAGCUGUAUCACAGGAACUGCUUCAAAUGCAAGGAAUGUACCACCAUUCUCCUCUCUGGUACCUACAAGGCUGGAAAAGAACCGGGAACUUUCAUCUGCAAGACCCACAGCAACGUGGAGAAGCAUCUGUCCACUCCGACUACAAACAUCUCAAUACCUCCAACAAAAACGCAGCCCACCACAGUCAGUAGAAGCACUACCUCCAACCUGACAGACCGGAACAGCCCAGGUGGAGGUACCGGAAAAGCUGGUUCGACACCUAUUGCAUCUAAACUUGGUUGGCUGGCUAAUAAAAGUGACCGUACGUCCAACCUUUGGUCUCCUGCCACACCUGCUCCAACACCCACCCCAGUACCAGCACCAAGAACAACACCAGCCUCAAAAACAACUCUAGCACCGGAGACUACAACCACAAAAUCUAUCUUUAACUUGAAGACGCCAACAGAGUCUCCUACAAACAUAAACCACAGUGUACAGAAGAACCAAGAGGCUAGAAAAAGAUUCUUUGAGUCAAGCUCCAACACCAGCACCAGCACCAUCACAUCCACCAGUAAGAACAGCCCAUCAGCCACAUCAACAACCUCAGGUAGUACAGCAGGUGUUAAAACGUCAACAUUAGGGAGCCUAGCGGGUGUUAAAACAUCAACAUCUGUGAGUCCAGCAAGUGGUAAAAUAUCAGCAUUUUUGAGUCCAGUGAGUGUUAAAACAUCAGCAUUUUUGAGUCCAGCGAGUGUUAAAACAUCAGCAUUUGCGAGUCCAGCGAGUGUUAAAACAUCAACAUCAGUGAGUCCAGCGAGUGUUAAAACAUCAACAUCAGUGAGUCCAGCGAGUGUUAAAACAUCAACAUCUCUGACUCCAGCGAGUGUUAAAACAUCAACAUCUCUGACUCCAGCGAGUGUUAAAACAUCAACAUUUGUGAGUCCAGCGAGUGUUAAAACAUCAACAUUUGUGAGUCCAGCGAGUGUUAAAACAUCAACAUCUGUGAAUCCAGUGAGUGUUAAAACAUCAACAUCUGUGACUCCAGCGAGUGUUAAAACAUCAACAUCAACAUCUGUGACCCCAGCGAGUGUUAAAACAUCAACAUCUGUGACUCCAGUGAGUGUUAAAGCAUCAACAUCUUUGACCCCAGCGAGUGUUAAAACAUCAACAUCUUUGACCCCAGCGAGUGUUAAAACAUCAACAUCUUUGACUCCAGCGAGUGUUAAAACAUCAAUGUCGGGUAGUCCAGCGCCUGGCCCAAGUGUUGGGACAGGUAAAGGCAGACUCCUCCUGCGGGUGGGAGACUGGGCUAAAGUGCAGGACGAAGAUAUAGAGAAAGAUAACGAAAAGGAAAAAGCCAAAACUGUGAUCGGCAAGAUGAUGACGGGGAACAAAAAUCAAAGCGGUUUAUCGCAGAGUCCAGCUGGGCUGAAAGCCAAUGGCAGUAACGUUUCUUCUGUGGAAUCGGGUGUGAAAGGCCCCUCUGGUAGGGUGCACCUAAAACCGCUGGAUGACGGGUUGGACCCAACUGCCCCCGCAGCUGGAACGCCAUCCUGGAUCAAAGACAAAAACUCACCCAGGCCAGCAAGCUCACUGUCGUCCAACAGCAAGGAAAACGAUAAAACACCAUCUGACUGGAGAUCAAUGCUGAAACCUGUUUCAAAAACCGUCGCUUCCACUGAAGGCAUUAGUUCUCCAAACAAGAAAACAGAGGCGGCGUCAUCGCCAGGUGUGGGAAUCUCGCAGACGUCUGGGUCAGCUCCUUCUACUACUAAUGCCUCCCCGGGCAUCAGCCGCCCCAUGGCACCCUCAGCUAGCCCGCCGAAAAACGGGCCUAGUGACUCCAAGAGCGCCAGCAGUGUAUCUCCAGUUAGCUCCUCAGGGACCGAAACUCACAAAUUGCACAAGCCGGAUCACAUUCCUAAAGAAGAGAUUCUGAAGGAGCUGAAGGAAAUUGAGAUGAAUCUGAACCAGCUUGAGAAAAGAGGAGUGGAACUAGAGAAAGAGCUCAGACAAUCCGAUGAGGAUGGAGAAGAGGACACAUUAAUGAAUGAUUUAAUGGUGGACUGGUUCAGUCUCAUCAGAAACAAGCAGGUCUACAUGAGACGAGAGUCUGAGCUGGUGUACAUUGCCAAGACUCAAGAUCUAGAGGAGGAGCAGCCCAGCGUUGAAGCAGAACUCAGAAGACUGAUGGAGAAACCAGAUCAUUUGAAAACUUCGAGAGAUCGUAAACGAGAGGAGGAGCUGAUGGCCAAACUGGUGGAGAUAGUGAACGACAGAAACGCCAUCAUAGAAGGACUGGAUGAAGACAGACUAAGGGAGGGUGAGGAAGAUGAGCAGCUGAAUAAGAUGAUGCAGGACCUUGAUGUGAAGAAAGAGAAAGUCAAGAGGAAAUCAUCCAUGUCUCGGUGGUUUAGCAGGAAAAGUAAAAGGCCGUCUGAGGAAGACUGAUCCUCAUGAGGGGUGUGCAUGUGUGUUUCUGUGUAUUUGUCUCGGACUUUGAAACAUUCUGCUGAUAGUCAUUAGCAGUUCAGUUCUAAGGUCAGAUCCAAAUCUAAAUUGCAGUCGCACAAUCUGUAACAAACGGUGUUUUGGAGACUGCACGUGUUGCGGCGUCGCAUGUCAUUAUGUAUUUUCACACUCGUUUCUCACAUGCUUUUGCACGUUCUCCGUUGCUUUGUUUGUGGGUGUGAUUCGUGCAUUUGUUAUUAAAAGUUUUGCACUUCGAAUUAUGUUGAUCAUAGCUCAGUCGGUGUUUAAUCAGGGGAUUUGUGUCGAGAGAAAAUAAGUCUCAGCUCGUAUUGAUUCAUAUUGAAUCCGAAUUAAAAAUGGACAAGUUUUUGGUCCAAACUACUCAGAGUUUGUCACUUGACUUUUUUUUAAAUGAACAUACUUUAAUUGAGGAGUUUUGUGCUUUCUUCCCCAGUUUUAAUCGCUUUAAUCAUGUUAGCAAAUGACACUUGCAGUACGAUCAUUGACCAGCAGGGAGCAGACAACCACUGAGUUUAUAUAUCAGGACCGUUUUAAACCGACAGGGGAAUCUCAGAUCAUUAAGUGUCUGCCACAAAAGAUCAUGGUUUUAAACCACUGUGCAGGUGAUUUUAUUUACUUUUCAUUUAGUGUUUUUUGCCUUGAAUAUGGGGUUGAAGUUGUUACAAAAUUGCUGAAGUAUUGCGCUUUUUGCCUUUUCAAAUGCUCUUGCUUUGUUAUUCUUAAUAUUUUUCUUUAAAUCAAGAUUUUCAAUACUUUGCUCAUAUAAAAUGUGUUGGCUACUAUAAAUAGUUCCUAAACCAUGCUUUUAAUUUAAGACUGUUCGCCGUUUUUGUACCCAUUCCUCAAAAUUAAAUGCAUAAUCUUACACUACUGGAUGUACAAUAAAAAUUUUUAAUCCA
Messenger RNA from Triplophysa dalaica, 4347 nucleotides. It is a transcript of the gene micall2b, whose product is annotated as mical-like 2b. The transcript has 17 exons. The record is from RefSeq and is a predicted model, not a curated record. The coding region runs from base 389 to 3406 and encodes 1005 amino acids. Lineage: Eukaryota; Metazoa; Chordata; Actinopteri; Cypriniformes; Nemacheilidae. Gene Ontology annotation, molecular function: protein binding.